UUGCUGUGUUUUUUUAGAAAAGUUAUAAAGGCCCUGUACAGUAGUAACAAAACCUCACACACUUUAGUCAGAGUGUUUUAGUACCAGGUACAGACAGCAUCAGCAACCGAUAGUAUACUCGCAGUUACAGUAUUACCUGCGGCGUGACUGAGACACUGAGUUGCUUCUUCAUCUAAUCUUACAUGUUUGGUUGCUAAGAUAUCGAAAUGAAGUUGAAGGUGGUGUGGAGGAAAGUUUCUGAUUACGUUCGAUAUGAUUUGAAGGAAAUUGCAUUUCCAUCGUCUUUACCUGACCCGCCUCAUUUUAAGAAGCGCAGAAAAUUAACUUGGAAAGAGCGUUACUUAGUUUUGAAAGAAGCAUCUAGGUUGUAUUGUGCAAGCUGGGUAAGGGAUAUCGGUCCUGAUCUUCGCCCAAAUGAUUACAAGGCGAAUGAGUGGAGUGAAGAUAAGCCCAAUGGGGUAGGCAAUAUAAACAAACAGAAAGAGCCCUCAACUUUAGAAGAUCUUGCGGUGGCUGCAAGAGGUGGCAUGGAGGCUCUUAGGCCAGCUUUGCAGCGUGUUUACAUGACAAGAGCUUCAGCUUAUAGAGAUGGUCUCAAGAGCUUUAUACAAGGGUAUCAAGAAGGUAUCAAAGAAGUCAUGGAGAAGAAAGAAGAAUAUGAUUCUCAGCAGAAAGAAGACAGCGAAAAGAAAGGAGACAUCAAGAAGGCGUCCUGAAGGACCUUAGCGCUCAAUAAAACAUAUCAGUUUGUGAGUUUUUCUGCAUAUCAACUGUUGCAACUGAAUGUGUAUUUUCAGUGUGAUAGUAUAGAAGAUCUAGAAUGAAUUUGCUGUUAUAUAAGAAAGUUAUGGUGACUAUAAUAAUGGAAAAUUUCAGCAUCUCCCUUUUCGAUUC
Messenger RNA from Daucus carota subsp. sativus, 894 nucleotides. RefSeq lists its product as uncharacterized. The record is from RefSeq and is a predicted model, not a curated record. Lineage: Eukaryota; Viridiplantae; Streptophyta; Magnoliopsida; Apiales; Apiaceae. The transcript has 4 exons. Bases 207 to 716 code for a protein of 169 amino acids.